AUGGCUGUCUCUCAUCCGACCAAUCAAAUCUGGCCUUCCGCUAAUUACCUUUUCCCAUUACCCACCGGAUUGCUGUCUUCGCCAGACAUGAGACAGGGCGAGGCCUCGUGCCCAACCGGCCGCAUGUCAACACAUGGCGCCCGGAGCCUUGGCAACAUGCACGGCCUUCUAAUCGAGGGCCUUCGCUACUACAUCGUCAACACUUGGUCCGAAAAGACUUGGGAUGAGGUGAGGCUACUGGCCAAUCAACCGAUUAGUCGGUUCGAUUCUCACGAGGUUUACGGCGAGACUGUGAUUCCUGACCUCUUGAACGCAUGCGUACAACUCGUCAAAAUGGAUCCCGAUGAGUUGGCCGCU
Molecule: messenger RNA, 357 nt
Organism: Protopolystoma xenopodis
Lineage: Eukaryota; Metazoa; Platyhelminthes; Monogenea; Polystomatidea; Polystomatidae
Source: the annotation of a GenBank genome assembly